This is a messenger RNA of Mollisia scopiformis, 2081 nucleotides long. RefSeq lists its product as uncharacterized. The record is from RefSeq and is a predicted model, not a curated record. Gene Ontology annotation, molecular function: protein dimerization activity; RNA polymerase II cis-regulatory region sequence-specific DNA binding; DNA-binding transcription factor activity, RNA polymerase II-specific. The transcript has 3 exons. NCBI's taxonomy places the organism in Eukaryota, Fungi, Ascomycota, Leotiomycetes, Helotiales, Mollisiaceae. Gene Ontology annotation, biological process: positive regulation of transcription by RNA polymerase II. The coding region runs from base 162 to 1979 and encodes 605 amino acids.
CUUGGAUGUGUGCGAUCGUCUGCGAGCAUUGAUCUUCCAGCUGAAUCGCAGACCCACGUCCACUUGUUUCAUUGCUUCCUCUGCCGUUUCCUUCAACUUUCGAGGCGCUGGAUCAAUUCAUAGAACCUUCCUAUCUUCCGCAAGAUCGGCGCGUCGCCGCAAUGGGGAGAAGAAAGAUUGAAAUCAAGGCUAUCAAGGAUGAUAGGAAUCGUUCAGUUACGUUUCUCAAGCGCAAAGGCGGUCUAUUCAAGAAGGCGCAUGAGCUUUCCGUCCUCUGCUCCGUCGAUGUCGCGGUCAUAAUCUUUGGCAAUAAUAAGAAGUUGUACGAAUACUCGAGUAGCGAUAUUGGAGAGAUUCUGACCAGAUACCAAUAUUAUGGAGGUGCAAAUGAACACAAGGGUCCGGCAGACUUCAGUGGGAAGGGAAAGAUGGACGAUGAUGACGAUGAUGAUGACGGAUCUGGUCCCUCCCACCACGGUUCCGUCGAGCCUCAAAUGAUGCCUCCUCAAUUCAACCAGGCCUUCCAACAUGUCCGACAUUCCACCCCAUCUGCCUCGCCUCCAAUUCCCAAUGGCGUUUUCCCACAUCACCCUCAGCAACGUCAACAUACACCGCAGCCACAACCUGGAUCCCGUCCUUCGUCCAGAAAUGCUCCCCGUAGAACAAGUUCCAAUCUGGUCCCACAGCAACAUCCACAUCCUCCUCCUUCUAAUGGCGGAUAUGCUUUCAUGCCAAACCCACCUCUCUACAAUCCUCAUAAUGGUCCAAACCUACCUCAUGCCCAUGGUCUUCCAUCGCAUAUGCAAGCCCCACAAAUGCAAGCCCCUCAAGGCAUUCCCCAGCAAGGACCUCAAUACCCUAACUAUGGACCACCCCAACCGCAACAACAGCAGCAGCAGCAACACCCUCAUCCACAGCAGGUUCAGCAGCUCUAUGCCGAGGAACAGCGCAGAUCUUCGAUGCCUCCAGCAUUCCCUCAGCAAGAGAGACCACAAUCGCGUCCUGAGCCUUCUCCACCUCAGCCUCAACAACAGCCACUUCCCCAGCCAUCACCACCUCAGCACGAAGAGCCACAGCCAGCGCCUCAGCAGAUGCUUGAGCCUGUGAAGCGGAUGUCUGUCAAGUCACGCAGUAUUUUCACGCCGAUUGAUGAAUCUCGCUCUAUCCUGUCUCAACAUUGGGCCUCAUCUACAUCGAACUCUGAACCUGCACGAACUGAGCCUCCUACAUCGAAUAGCCGGUCUCAGUCUGUUGAUACUGGUUCGGUCACUCGUAUCAAGUCAAGCAAUUCUCCUCCGCCUCCAGCUCGGGCUCAAACCCACAACAAGAACAGGAAUGUGUCAAUGUCGUCCAUGCCAGACAAUUUCACUCCGCCAUCUCGUACCAAUUCGGCCAGUAUUGGUGGUGCCAAACGCCCUGUCUUGAAGGUGCAGAUUCCAGAUGAGCCGUCUCCGUCUAAUGGAGGCAGUGCUACAGCAGAUUCGGCAUCCAGUCCUCGCUCCGGUACCAAUGCAACGGGAUCGCAUAGUCGCAGGAAUGGACGCAAUAACUCAGACUCUCAUUCGUCUGGUGUUGUUCUUCCACCUCCGUCUCCUUCUGCUUCAGCACUGUUGUCUGCAGGUGCUUCUGGUCCACCGAAUCCAUUUGCUCGACCUAUGCCGGUAUCACAGCCUUCGCAAUCGAAUUCCAAUAAUGGUAACAUGAUCGAUACUCCAGUCUCCGCUCUACCAUCGAGGUUCAUGACCAAUGAAUUCUUGCCUUCUCCGAGCAGCUUCUAUCCAGAUUGGAACUUUAGGGGCAAUGAUAGCAAUACGCUACCUAGCCCUCUCAACUUCGCCACUCCUGUUGUAGGCACUGGACCCAGCUUCUUGAGAGAAGAUAGUGGUGGGCGCGAGAAUGGGAAUGGAACCAAGAGAAAGACGCCUGAGACUGAAGGUGGUAGUGAUGGCGGAGAUGCGAAGAGAAUGAAGCACGAUUAAGCUUCUGACCAGUCACUGUUUGAACUUCUCGAAUUUUAGUCGUUGUGGAAGUAUUCCGAAGGGGGCGAGAAAAGGUAAUAGGCGGCGGUUUUCUUGUUUUUA